Molecule: messenger RNA, 4522 nt
Organism: Python bivittatus (Burmese python)
Lineage: Eukaryota; Metazoa; Chordata; Lepidosauria; Squamata; Pythonidae
Gene: OLFML2B
Product: olfactomedin like 2B
Biological process (GO): signal transduction
Source: RefSeq, a predicted model, not a curated record
UCCAUGGCGCGGCCCGUGGUGCUGCUCUGCUGCUGCGCCGCGGCGCUGCUGGCGGCGUGGUGGGGCACCGCUAGCGCCAGCCAGAGCUCGCCUGCGGCCGCCGCCCCCCUGCAGGACGAGGCGGAGAACCAGGAGAACAUUCUCUCGCAGUUGCUAGGUGACUAUGACAAGGUGAAGGCGGUGUCCCAAGGCUCAAACUGCCAGUGCAAAUGUGUGGUGAGACCCCUGGGCAGAGGAGCAUGUCAGAGGAUUAACGAAGGAGCUUCCAAAGCUGAGGAUUUUUAUGUGGUGGAAACGAUCACUUCUGGACCAGAAUGCAAAUGCUCCUGUGUGGCUCCGCCAUCUGCUCUCAAUCCCUGUGAGGGUGACUUCAGGCUGAAGAAGCUGCAGGAAGCAGACAGCAAGGACUUCAAGCUUGCAGCUGUCAUUGAGAUGCUAGAAAAUGCUUUCUAUGGUUUAGACUUACUAAAACUGCACUCUGUUACAACGAAGCUUGUGGGUCGCGUGGAGAAACUGGAAGAGGAAAUGUCUAAAAACCUCACCAAAGACAGUAAACAGAAGAGGCAGAACGCAGAAGAAAGUUUUCAGGAGGUGGAUAUUGAUAGCAUGGUGAAUUCUUCCAACAGCAUCAACAAUCAUGUUGACAGCCAAAGUUCAUUGCAGAGAGAUGCUGCAGCAGCCUACACUUUCACAGAGGAAAAAUAUGAAGAAGUUUUCGUACAUGAUGAAAUGGCUUCUCAGCAUAUAAGCUCUGCUGAGUCGUUGCGUUAUGCACUCCCAGCUACAGGGGCAAUGAAUCCAAAGGCAGUUUCACCACGAAAACUCCAUGUGAGGAGCCGGGCUCCCUCCCAACAGAACGUCAUCCGAGAAAUCACUUACUAUAAAGCCAAAGAUGCCGAAACAGAAAAUGACCUUGAAGAACCAGAAGAAGAGCCUUUCAGUGGUGAUACUAUAGAUUUGCUGAUUGAGGACCAGCUUUUACAACACAACUACCUGUCAAAUGUUCCUUCAAGGAAGCCACCACCUGUGGAAGAUCUGCUUUUACAUGAUGAUAUUCAGCUCCUGAAGGGGCAUGUUACAAGCACCACAUCCACUGGAAAAGAAACCUCUGCCAGCAUUACCACAGCAACAGAAUCACCACUGUCCUCCACAAGCAGGCUGCCUCCUCUAGAGUCAACCCCAGUCUCUACCUCAUCAGUUGCCUCUACUGCCCAUGUCCUGGAGACCACAGCAACAGCUGAAUUUUCAGUAACUGGGGCAGCAGAUGAAGAUACCACAUGGACUAUGAAAACACUGGCUCAGGUUGCCACUCAGGCUCCCACAACCACAACCACAUCCACAACCACAACCACAACCACAGCAGCACAGAACACAACUACUAUGAUGGCCCCCACCAUUAGGAUGACCACAACAGAUUUCCAGACACAGAUGACACCUGAGCCUACUUUAAGUACCACAAUCAAAGCUGUGACCUCUCCAGUCUCUGUGAGUCCUAGCCUUACUGUCACACCAGACUAUAGCCUCGAUGAGGAAGAUAUCAGAAACAGCAUUGGUCAAUGCAAGGACACUUUGUCCACUAUCACUGGGCCAGUAAUUCAGAACACAUAUGGGCGGAAUGAAGGUGCUUGGAUGAAGGAUCCAGUUGCCAAGGACGAGCGAAUCUAUGUCACCAACUAUUAUUAUGGCAACACUUUGGUGGAAUUCCGGAAUCUGGACAGCUUCAGACAAGGCCGAUGGAGUAACUCGUAUAAGUUGCCCUACAGUUGGAUGGGAACAGGCCACGCAGUCUUUAAUGGUUCUCUCUACUACAACCGAGCCUUUACCCGCAACCUCAUUAAGUAUGACCUCAAGCAGCGCUAUGUGGCUGCCUGGGCCAUGUUGCAUGAUGUAGCCUAUGAGGAGGACCCCCCUUGGCGGUGGCGUGGCCAUUCAGAUGUGGAUUUUGCUGUGGAUGAGAAUGGCCUAUGGAUCAUUUAUCCAGCCAUUAAUUAUGACACCUUCAACCAAGAGGUGAUUGUCCUCAGCAAGCUCAAUGCCAUGGAUUUGAGCACCCGUAAGGAGACCACCUGGCAGACAGGUCUGCGCAAGAACUUCUAUGGCAAUUCCUUUGUCAUCUGCGGUGUCCUCUAUGCUGUUGACAGCUACAACAAGAGGAAUGCCAAUAUUUCGUAUGCAUUCGACACGCACACCAAUACCCAGAUCAUCCCUCGCCUGCUCUUUGAGAAUGAGUAUUCCUACACCACUCAGAUAGACUAUAAUCCCAAGGAUCGGCUCCUUUAUGCUUGGGACAAUGGCCACCAGGUUACUUACAAUGUCAUUUUUGCUUACUAAAGACACAAUGGAGUAAUUUUAAUGGGCCACAGCACCUUUAUUAUAUAAACAUGUUUGUUUUUAAUUCAAUAAACCAGAGUAAAUGUGUGAGUUUUUUAUAAAGUUUUUUUUAAAUAAAAUAAAAUCGGACUGUAGAACAGUCCAUAUACCAAGUCAACCCUUUUAUUUUGGGCAUAACCUUUUUUUAUAUUGAAUAUGCUGCCUACCCUGAGACAAUGGGACAUAUGUCUCCAUUAACCCUGCCAAGUGCAGGCUCCCAGAAGGGGAAAACCCAGGUCUUUUACCUUUAUUAUUGUAAUACAAAACUUGGUUUGGAUGAGAAAACCCUCCAAAGUUAACAUUUUUUUAUAAUAAAAUAUCAUUGUUGAAAUUCAGUAAAACCAGUGUCCUGUUCAGAUUUCUACUGUUGUUGCUUGUUCCUGUUUUCUUUAUCUAUUUUGAUCAACUGACCAGCUCCCCUAUGGUUUUUAAGGUUCCUGCUCAAAUUGCUAUGUCUUUUUACAUUCACAUUACAGUUAAGGCUCCAGUCCUACAGUAUCUGGAGGCUCCAGGGGCUGUAAGAUACUGUAAACUUCAUCAUCUGCAGGAGAGAGAGAGAUCUGCUGAAGUCCUCCUUUGGCUGAGGACAGAAGGCUUCACAACGAUGGCUCCACUACUGUGGGUGCUCUGAUCUGCAGAUGACAAGGGCAAAAAGGGGCAGAUCAAGAAGGCUUUGGACCUGGCAGAGUCAAGACUCUUUCUUAAGGAUGUCCCUGGAAUGGAGGGAAAACUAUGCCAGCCCUGGAGCUUGGUUCCCACCCCCAUUUCCCCAUCUCUGAUGAGAAGCAGCUUAAUUCCUAGAAGCCUAAAACCAGCAAAUGCCUUAAUCUGCUAGAAAUGAAGAUCCAGAACCUUUAGCCCCCACAUUGCCUUUCCUUACAGCUGGGUUAAAGUGGGUGGAGAACCACCUGGGAAUUGGCAAAAAACUGAAACAGCAUGAAAUGCGGUCUCUUCUGCCUCUAUUGCUUCUGUCACUGCCGUGACCUACCUGAAAGGCAGAGUUGUCAAUGGCUUUUCCAGCCAGUUCUACCAGACCCCAACCAAGAUUACCUUGGUCAAAAGUAAGCAAACCAGGAUGACCUUAGCGUUGCCAUUUUUUUCUUGGCUAUUUGAAGAAACAGAAGAAUGUGAGCAAAGGCAACAGAACCCUCUUAGCUAUAGAGUUUUUAGCUUGUUAGACCCAAACCCAUAUAAAAUGUGACCAGAAAGAAGGGUUGUAUGUGGUGGCUUUCUUUAGGCCUGACACACACUAAAGUAUUAUCUGACAAAUGUACAGGGUUUCCCCCCCCCCAUACAUAUUGUCAAUGCUUUAAAUCAUUUCAGAAUCAGCUGCAGACAUGAUUACUCUCAUGACACUGUUCAUUUGGGAAGUUGAGUCAUAAUUUAUUUUUGACUCAUCUCUGGUUUAUUUAAAGCUACAGCAUAACUGGUAUUUUUCUUUGGGCCUUUUGGAUGGUCCCUUUUCCCAUUGAUGAGAAAUCUUUCCUCAUCCAGUCUCCUGGGGUCAAACUAGUGAGAACUAUCUAUAAAUUACCAAAUUUGGAAGCUGACAUUGGAAUAAUUUUGUCCUAGCUGCCAUUAAGUUACUCAAGGCCAAAAUUCUAAGUAUGUUGCUUUAUGGAACCCAGUUGUGCAUCUGUCGUCCAAUGCUGAGACUUCUAAUUUUCUCCAGAGUUUCUCUUGGGGUCUAGAAUUAAAGAUUCCCUUUAGAUCUAUGAAGGUUCCUUUUGGGAGAUUAUGGUAUUAUACUAUAUGACUGCUAAAUGGUGCAGAAUUAUAUAAUGACAUGAAACUGGCCUGCUCAGGUAUUGAUAUUCUCAGGUACAGACAAUGAUAUAAACAACUGGGAUAUAAUUUCUUACUUCCUGAGAAAAGUCUGAUUGGAUGAUAAUUAGUGGUUCACACGAAUCUCUAUUUUUUUUAUAUUGCGAGAGUGAUGAAAUUAAGCCAGUCUUUGGAUAUAUACAUACACUGAUUUAUGAAAAGAGGGGCUAACAUUGACACAUACCAAGUUGGAUUUAGCUUUAAACAUUUUGGUGGAAAAUUAACUUUUGGAAUCUUGUAAAGAGGUACUGGUGACCACACCAGAGGGGGGUCAUCUAAUGACUGGCUGUGGGGGGGAUACUGUCUUGAAAAGAUUUAAACAAAUCAU